AACAUAAAAGAGAGUGUGAAACCUGAAAUAGUGAAAUAGAGUAAGGAAGAGAGUGAUGAACAUUCAUCAUCAUAUAGGAAUCAUGACUAUAUCAUCAUCUUUGCCAACAAAUAAUAAAAGCAUUUUCUCAGUUUCAACAAGGCCACACUUUCUUGUUCCUUCUUCUUUUUCUCUUCCUUUCAUUUCCACAUCAACUUUCAUCCAUUUCCAUAACCAUCCACGUAUUAAUAAGCUCCACCUUCGACGACGACGGUUUAAUUCUGUUACAAAAUUGCCAACAACAAUAGCCAUGACAACAACUGAAUGGGUUCAACAAGAUCUUCCACCACCACUUACUUCAACUUCACCUCCACCUUCCUUAUUUGAUGGAACUACCAGAUUGUAUAUCUCCUACAAAUGUCCCUAUGCACAGCGUGUAUGGAUCACCCGUAACACUAAGGGAUUGCAGGACAAGAUACAGUUAGUUCCCAUUGAUUUACAAGACAGACCUUCUUGGUAUAAGGACAAACUCUACCCACCAAACAAGGUUCCAUCUCUUGAACACAACAAUGAAGUUAGAGGAGAGAGUCUUGAUCUGAUUAAAUAUAUUGAUACUCGCUUUGAAGGACCCUCCCUAUUUCCUAAUGAUUCUCCUGAUAAGGAAUUUGCUGAAGAAAUUCUAUCUUACACAGAUACCUUUUACAAGACAGUUGUUUCUUCUUUUAAAGGAGAUGUAACUGAGGCUGGCACUGCUUUUGAUCACAUUGAGAAUGUUCUCUCCAAGUAUGAUAAUGGACCUUUCUUCCUUGGUCAAUUCAGUUUGGUGGAUAUAGCAUAUGCACCUUUUAUGGAAAGAUUUCAACCUUUUCUAAUGGAUGUGAAAAACUAUGACAUUACAUUGGGCAGGCCUAAACUGGCAGCAUGGAUUGAGGGGAUAAACAACAUUGAAGGCUACAAAAUAACUCGUUCUGAUCCCAAGGAGCUUAUUGAAAGCUACAGGAAGCGCUUCGAGGCCAAUCCAUGAAUCCAAUGUUUGGCAUCACAGAGUGAGUCAAGAGUACCAAGAUUGAUCAGAAAACCAGUGUCAAAUGCACUAUGAAUCAUGCUCCAAGUGCCCAUCACUAGAGAUUUUGACUUAUUAUGUCAUCCAAAAAAUGCCACAUAAUGAACCCGGAUUUAUAUACCGGGUUACUUUCCCGAGGCAUUUCCCUGAAUAAAUGAAGGUCUAUUUGGAUUACUUAUUUGAGUUUAUCUACUAUCAUUCACGCUUGUGAGAAAUAGUUCACACGCGUUUUAUGUUGUAAAUACUAAGUCAAACUAAUUAUCCAAACAUAACCUAAAUGAAAAGAAACAAGUACAACUUCCUUAUUUCCA
Molecule: messenger RNA, 1353 nt
Organism: Vicia villosa (hairy vetch)
Lineage: Eukaryota; Viridiplantae; Streptophyta; Magnoliopsida; Fabales; Fabaceae
Product: glutathione S-transferase L3-like
Exons: 10
Coding region: 56-1003 (315 amino acids)
Molecular function (GO): glutathione transferase activity
Source: RefSeq, a predicted model, not a curated record